Acipenser ruthenus (sterlet) is the source of this 1419-nucleotide messenger RNA. Its product is annotated as C-X-C motif chemokine 11-1-like. The record is from RefSeq and is a predicted model, not a curated record. Lineage: Eukaryota; Metazoa; Chordata; Actinopteri; Acipenseriformes; Acipenseridae. Gene Ontology annotation, biological process: neutrophil chemotaxis; cellular response to lipopolysaccharide; inflammatory response. Gene Ontology annotation, molecular function: CXCR chemokine receptor binding; chemokine activity. Gene Ontology annotation, cellular component: extracellular region. The transcript has 4 exons. Bases 232 to 600 code for a protein of 122 amino acids.
AACUUGCGUUAUUUAUUACAAAAAUUGAUUACAUCAAAGACUUUCUAUUUCUCCAGACAAUGCACUUUUACUUCAGUCACUUAUUUCCCAGAAACCAGCCAUGUUUUGUGGAAAGAGAAGCUCCUUUUGUUAACAAUGUGAUCACAAAGGGAAAUUCCCUUUUUUCUUGGCUUGUUGACAGGAUGUCAGUGGAUUGUUAGGCUGUGGAAAUGGUAUAAAUACUGCAGAUUCAUGCACCUUUCCAUCAGCACUUCACUUGAACUAUCAAGAGAACAAACUGCUCCUAAAAAAAAACAGAAACAUUACAAGACUAAAACAAUGAACUCAACAGCCAUCCUGUGCCUUGCUGUCUUGUUCUGUGCAGCUAUUGAAGGCUCACCAAUGCCUGGCAGGGGCCGUUGCCUUUGUCUUGGAGAUGGUGUCAACUUUAUUCAGCCAAGACUCAUUGAGAAGUUAGAUGUGAUUCCUGCAUCAACGACGUGUCGCAACUUGGAGAUUAUUGUUACACUGAAGAACAGUGGAGAGCUGAGAUGCCUGAAUCCCAAAUCCAAGUUUUCACAGAAUUUCAUUAAGAACGCAAAGAAAAGGUCCCAGCAGUAGACUUUAACAUCAACAAGAGAAGAACAACCUCAAAGAUUUUCAAAAGCCACCUUUGUAGAAGACCCCAGAACAAAGACCAAACGCCCUCCAAGAUUCUUGGAAACUGCUUGUUACGCUUUCUCCUCCUCUCUGAAUAAUGUGUAAAGUUCCUAAUGUAAAUAUCUGGAUAGACCCUAUAAAUGAGAAAUAUUUAUGAAUAUUGAAAUUGUUUUUCUGUGUUUAAAAUAACAAAACGUAAACCAAUGUAGAUAUGUACAAAUAUGGUGUUUUAUUUAAAAAAAAAAAAAAAAAAAAAAAAGUCUUAACUGUUAUUCGUGUACAUAGUUUUGAGAGAGAAAUUUUUUAAAGGACUGAAAAUGAAUAAUUUCACAAGUCCGAAUCCCAAAUGUUGAGCAUGUUGUAAAUCUGGGUGUGAAUAUAUGUACUGUAUCUUGAUCUAUGACUAAACAUUUAUUGUAUAAAUUGUAAAAUGUUCUGUACAAUUUUUUUUUGUAAAUAAAAUAUUGUUUGAGGAUAUUCAUGUGUUUUGUUCAACCUUUUAAGUUCAAAUAAAUGACAAUUUUUGAAUAUUGAUACUACUUUUUGUCUUUCUGGUAACAUGCACUGAUUUUGUAUUAUAUGUAGACCACUUUUAUUCUAUUAAGACACUGCUGAAAGGGGGAACUUAUAUAAUUAAACCAUAUCUCUGGGGUUUAAAUAAGGGAAUUAAAAAAAUAUUGGGCCACAUUUUUAUCACAGCGCAAGGCGUCACUACAGUUAAAAAUAUACUGUACACUUCCAGCUGCCUUUCUUUCUUUCUUUCUUUCCUUCUUUCUUUCU